Molecule: messenger RNA, 2294 nt
Organism: Pantherophis guttatus
Lineage: Eukaryota; Metazoa; Chordata; Lepidosauria; Squamata; Colubridae
Gene: KIF22
Product: kinesin family member 22
Biological process (GO): microtubule-based movement; spindle elongation; mitotic spindle organization
Cellular component (GO): microtubule associated complex
Molecular function (GO): ATP binding; microtubule motor activity; microtubule binding
Source: RefSeq, a predicted model, not a curated record
AUUGGUCUGCUUCCCGUUACGAGGCGGGCUUAGCGCCAAAUACAAACGGAGAUAGGGAUUCGAGUUGUGCGCAGGGCGAAGUGGUUUGGGCUUGGUAAAGGUAUUCAUGGCAACUCAUCAGCGAUUAAGCCGGGCUGACUUCCACCACUCUGAUAAUGUCUCUGAGCAAGUACAGGUUUGUGUACGACUACGUCCAGCUGUGGGGACUGGACUAGGUCAGGAAGCUCCAUGUGUACGAGGUGUGGACUCCCACUCCUUGGAAAUUCUCAACUGGAGAAAUGAGUUGGAGACUAUGAAAUACAAGUUUGAUGCAUUUUAUGGUGAGGCAGCCACCCAACAUGAUGUCUACAUGGGGUCAGUUCAGCCUGUCUUACAUCAUCUGCUGAAGGGGCAGAAUGCUAGCAUACUGGCUUAUGGACCAACUGGAGCAGGCAAGACACACACCAUGCUGGGCAGUCCAGAUCAUCCAGGAGUGAUCCCUCGAGCUGUUCGAGAUGUCUUGCAGAUGACAAGGGAUGCUUCAGAAGAUAAAUGCAAAUACUCUAUCUCUAUGUCCUAUCUGGAAAUCUAUCAAGAAAAGGUUUUGGACCUUCUUCAACCCUCCCUCCGAGACCUGCCGAUCAGAGAGGAUCGUAACCACAACAUCCUGGUGCCAGACUUGACCCAGAAAGAGAUCAUUAACUUUGCAGACUUUGAAAGCCAUUUUCUGCCCGCAAGCAGAAAGCGAACGGUGGCAUCAACUCAGCUGAACCAGCGCUCCAGCCGCAGUCAUACUGUAUUGCUGGUUCUGGUGAACCGGAUCCGGGACUGGCCCACAUAUUCUCACCAGACUGCGAAGCUGUGCCUCAUCGACUUAGCAGGCUCCGAGGACAAUCGGCGAACGGGCAACAAAGGCCUACGCUUGAAAGAGAGUGGAGCCAUCAACAGCUCCCUCUUUGUGCUCAGCAAGGUGGUUGAUGCCCUUAAUCAAGGUUUGCCUCGAGUUCCCUAUAGAGACAGCAAGCUGACCCGUCUGCUGCAGGACUCUCUGGGAGGCAGUGCCCACAGCUUGAUUAUUGCAAACAUCGCUCCAGAAAAGAAGUAUUAUUUUGACACUCUCACAAGCCUCAACUUUGCUGCAAAGUCCAAACAAGUUGUGAAUAAACCCUUCACCCAAAAAACCCUGCCACAAACUGGUAAUAGAAAACCAACAAAAUCUGGGGAAACUGAAACUCUGAACAACCAGCCAGAAGCAGGAAGAUCUAUCUCAGAUGGCAAGAGGCCUUGUCUGGGCUUCAAUGAUGCGGGCCCUGAGGCCAAGAGACCUUGCCUACAAGAAGAACAGCCAGGGCCAUCUGAAGAGAAGCCACUCAGUUGUUUGCUGCCUCUUGAGAAUCUUGACCCCACUUUGGCUGAACGACUGCUACGUUUAGAGGCCCUAGAGAAAGAAAAGGCUGGGAGCCAUGCAUUACCUCUCCUUAACACACCACGCAGGGAACGCCUGAAUGUUCUGAAACUCCUGGAUGAGACACGCCGUGAGCUGAAGAGAGUUCAAGAAAAGCAGAUAGAAAUGGAAGCCCAUACUCUGGAGAAGAAAGGUGCACUUUUCCCCCGAGCUGCAAAACCCCGAAAACAGGCCACAGUAUUGCCCCUCCAACAAGUGCAGACACCUGUCAAGAGUCAGGAAGAAGAGGAGAGUGUUAUUAAGAAACAGAAGACCAGAGGCCGAAAGAAAAAGAUUCAAGACUUCGACUCUGAAAACAAGGCUCCCUCUGAGUGGGAAGUGGAGAUCCAUCCAGAUCAGCUGGCUCAUAGCAAGGCUAAAAUCCUGUCCCUCAUGAACUCGGGUUCCGUGAAGGAUCUUAUGGGUCUACACCUCAUUGGCAAGAAGAAAGCAGAGCUCAUUGUGAGCUGGAGAGAAAAUUAUGGAUCUUUUCAGAAGGUACAGGAUCUUCAGAAAAUACAUGGUAUUACAGCCAAGCAAGCAGACGCUUUUAUUAAGGCAAAUAUCUUCAAAUUUCAGAAAUCUUCAGUAACUGGAAUGGCACUGUGAAACAGCAUCCCCGAUCCCAGCCUUUUUUAUUAUUAUUAAUAUUGAUCAUCUGUUCAUUUUUAUUUAACUAAUACAGGUAUUUAGCUAUAUUAGAUGUUUAAAUCUCAGAACAAUAUUUUUAAUAAUUACAUUGCUCAUCCUUGGCCUUUCACUGUAAACAAUCCAGCAUUCACAACUAUCAUCAACAUUCUUCAUAAAGAAGUUGGUAAUAUUUUCAGUGGAAAAACAAGGGGAAAUGAUUAAAUUUUUAAAUUUUGGACAA